Oldenlandia corymbosa var. corymbosa is the source of this 2445-nucleotide messenger RNA. Lineage: Eukaryota; Viridiplantae; Streptophyta; Magnoliopsida; Gentianales; Rubiaceae. The record is from the annotation of a GenBank genome assembly.
AUGGAUCCUCAUGUGGAUGGACAGGCAUUGCUGCCUCCACCGCCACCAGCUAUAAUACCCCAAGGUGUUGUUCCUUUGAAGGCCAUGGAGAUCAAACGAGUACCAAUGGCUAGGCCUAAGAACAAUGGCCUUGGCCGUAAGGGACAAAAGAUUCCCUUGAAUACUGGCCGCAGUGGAAGCCCUGAGGGUGAUGGUAGCCUGAAUGAGGGCGAUAAGAAAAGAUCCAGGCGUCAAGGUCGAUCCAAGACGUAUAAAGUUACCAUCAGCUAUGCUACCAAAAUCCCGCUGCAGGCUAUUGCAAAUGCACUUAGUGUAAAAGAGUCUGAACAGUUUCAAGAUGCUAUGAGGGUUCUGGACAUCAUUCUGCGGCAGAAUGCUGCAAAACAGGCUUGCCUUCUGGUCCGCCAGUCAUUCUUCCACAAUCAUCCAAAAAACUUCAUUCCCUUGGGAGGUGGCGUGGUUGGAUGUCGAGGAUUCCAUUCAAGUUUUCGAGCCACUCAGGGGGGUCUUUCUCUAAACAUUGAUGUAUCCACUACUAUGAUUGUAAAACCAGGGCCGGUCAUCGAUUUUCUGAAGGAAAAUCAGAAUGUGAAAGAUUCAUCUAAGAUUGACUGGGUGAAGGCCAAAAGGAUGCUGAAGAAUCUAAGGAUUACAGUUAGCCCCUCCAACCAGGAACAGAAAAUCACUGGUUUAAGUGAUAGGAUCUGCAGAGAUCAACGGUUCUCAUUCAAGCGAGGAAAUGAAGAUCCUGUUGAGGUUACAGUCUAUGAGUACUUUGUUCAUUAUCGGAAGAUCCCAUUGCGAGAAUCUGGAGCUUUGUACUGUAUAAAUGUUGGAAAGCCAAAACGCCCGACUUUCAUUCCUAUCGAGCUCUGCUCAUUGGUUUCCCUGCAACGAUACACAAAGUCUCUCUCCAAUCUGCAAAGAUCUGCCAUUGUGGAAGCAUCUCGACAGAAGCCUCAGGAAAAGAUGACAACCUUGACUGAUGCUCUCAGGGUUAGUAAUUACAAUGCUGACCAUCUUUUGGCAAGUUCUGGGAUUUCAAUUAACUGCAACUUUACGCAAGUGGAAGGCCGAGUAUUGCCAGCUCCAAGGUUGAAAGUAGGCAAUGGAAAGGACUUCAUUCCACGAAAUGGACGGUGGAACUUCAACAACCAGAAAUUGGUUGAGCCCGUCACAAUAGAGCGUUGGGCGGCUGUGAACUUUUCUGCUAGCUGUGAUGUUGGUCAUUUGUGUAGGGAGCUUAUAAAGUGUGGGAACCUCAAGGGAAUUCAUCUCAGUGGAUCAUUUCCAACAUUUCAAGAGAAUCCUCGUCAUAGGCAUAGUCCUCCUCAUGUGAGAGUGCAACACAUGUUUCAAGAGAUGGAGCAAAAGCUUCCACGGGAUCCUCCUCAGUUUCUUCUCUGCAUUCUCCCAGAAAGGAAAAACUGUGAUAUCUAUGGUCCAUGGAAGAGGAGGUGUCUUUCAGAGGUUGGAAUAGUAACUCAAUGCAUUUCACCUCCCCGUCAGGUGAAGGACCAGUACCUAACAAAUGUUCUUCUGAAAAUCAAUGCCAAGAUGGGAGGCAUAAAUUCUUUUCUGACUGUCGAGCGAUCACCGUCCAUUCCAAUUGCUGGAAGAGUCCCGACGCUCAUCUUAGGAAUGGAUGUCUCUCAUGGAUCUCCUGGUCGUGCAGAUGUUCCCUCAAUUGCUGCGGUGGUAAGUUCCAGAUGCUGGCCACUGAUUUCUCGCUAUCGAGCAGUGGUCCGUACACAGUCACCAAAAACUGAGUUGAUUGAUUCCCUGUGCAAGAAGUUGCCAAAUGGUGAAGAUGAAGGAAUAUUCAGAGAAUUGCUGGAUGACUUCUUUCGGUCUAGUGGAAGGAAACCUGAACAGAUCAUCAUCUUCAGGGAUGGAGUGAGUGAGUCUCAGUUCAAUCAAGUCUUGAACACUGAACUGGAUCAGAUUAUGGAGGCUUGCAAAUUGCCAUAUGAUGAGCAGUGGCGUCCCAAGUUUAUGCUGGUAGUGGCACAAAAGAAUCACCACACAAAAUUCUUUAAGGCUGGUGGAUCCCCGGACAAUGUUCCACCUGGGACUGUUAUCGACAAUGGUGUUUGCCAUCCUCGAAACAAUGACUUCUAUAUGUGUGCUCAUGCUGGACUGAUUGGCACCACCAGGCCUACCCAUUAUCAUGUUCUCUAUGAUGAACUUCGAUGUUCAGCUGAUGAAUUGCAGGAGCUUGUUCAUUCUUUAUCAUAUGUGUAUCAGAGAAGCACAUCAGCCAUCUCCAUAGUUGCUCCUAUAUACUACGCCCACCUUGCUGCUGCCCAAGUGUCACAGUUCAUCAAGUUCGAUGAGUUGUCCGAGACAUCUUCUGGACAUGGUGGACUAACUUCUACUGGUGUUUUAGUCCCCCAACUGCCUAAGUUACACAAAAACGUUCGCAACUCAAUGUUCUUCUGUUGA